Messenger RNA from Xyrauchen texanus (razorback sucker), 2534 nucleotides. RefSeq names its product volume-regulated anion channel subunit LRRC8A-like. NCBI's taxonomy places the organism in Eukaryota, Metazoa, Chordata, Actinopteri, Cypriniformes, Catostomidae. The transcript is spliced from 7 exons. Gene Ontology annotation, molecular function: protein binding. The record is from RefSeq and is a predicted model, not a curated record. The coding region runs from base 149 to 2533 and encodes 794 amino acids.
GCGUGGUUUAUCCGCGUUCCUCAACUCGUUCUUCGGGUUGCAGGAGUGUACGACUGCCGCUCUGUAUCGUGGACCAGAGGAAAGAAAUGUAUCUGUUAUGCGCCACAGGAUCCAGAGGUCGAUACGUUAAUAGAGCCGGUAAACUGUCAUGAUUCCCAUCACUGAACUUCGGUACUUUGUUGACACACAGCCGGCAUACCGAAUUCUUAAACCAUGGUGGGACGUGUUCACAGACUACAUCUCCAUCGUAAUGCUGAUGAUUGCAGUUUUUGGUGGCACGCUGCAGGUCACGCAGGACAAAAUGAUUUGCCUGCCAUGCAAAUGGGUCGUGAACCAGACCUGCCAACAACUCAACGCCAGCGUGCCACUCGAUCCUGAACCGACGGGCAUCAAAUAUGACCUCGACAGACACCAGUAUAACUAUGUGGAUGCUGUAUGUUACGAAAACAAGCUCCACUGGUUUGCAAAGUAUUUCCCGUAUCUGGUGUUGCUCCACACACUCAUUUUUCUAGCGUGUAGUAACUUCUGGUUUAAGUUUCCAAGGACCAGUUCGAAGCUGGAGCAUUUUGUGUCGAUCCUGCUGAAAUGUUUUGACUCCCCGUGGACAACGAGAGCACUGUCUGAAACCGUGGUGGAGGAGAGUGACCCAAAACCGGCAGGGAAGAUGAACGGGUCGAUGGAAAAAAAAACGUUGAGUGUCAUUGACCAGGAUGUGGAGGCAAGCGUUCCGAUGCUGCAAAGAACCAAGUCUCGGAUUGAACAGGGCAUCGUGGACCGCUCCGAGACGGGUGUCUUGGAUAAGAAAGAGGGCGAGCAGGCCAAAGCUCUGUUUGAGAAGGUGAAGAAAUUCCGUAUCCACGUUGAAGAGGGAGACAUCGUACACCAUCUUUACAUCCGCCAAACAAUCAUCAAAGUCAUCCAAUUCGUCUUUAUCAUCAGCUACACUUUGUACUACGUUCGUUACAUUAAGUUUAGCGUAAAGUGUACCGUGGACAUCAAGCGGUUGACCGGUUAUAGCAUGUACCACUGUGCUCAUCCGCUCGCGACUCUUUUUAAGAUCCUGGCCUGCUUCUACAUCAGUCUAGUGAUGGUGUACGGCCUCAUUUGCAUGUACACGCUCUACUGGAUAAUUAGCAGCUCGCUAAGACGCUACUCUUUCGAGUCGAUCCGCGAGGAGAGCAGGUAUAGCGACAUCCCCGACGUGAAGAACGACUUUGCCUUCAUGCUGCACAUGAUUGAUCAGUACGACCCGCUGUACUCGAAGCGAUUCGCUGUGUUCCUGUCAGAAGUUAGCGAAAACAAACUGCGACAGCUGAACUUGAAUAACGAGUGGACUCUGGAGAAAAUCCGGCAGAGAAUCACCAAGAACUCGCAAGAGAAACUCGAGCUGCACCUCUUCAUGCUGAGCGGGAUCCCGGAUACAGUGUUUGACCUGCUGGAAUUGGAGGUGCUGAAAUUGGAACUGAUUCCUGAUGUAACGAUUCCACCCAUCAUCGCUCAGCUGUCCAGCCUGGUGGAGUUGUGGCUUUACCACACACCGGCCAAAAUCGAGGCUCCUGCUCUGGCCUUCCUGCGGGAGAACCUCAAAUCACUACACAUAAAGUUCACGGACAUUAAAGAGAUUCCACUGUGGAUCUACAGCCUGAAGAACCUCAGCGAGCUCCAUCUGACAGGAAACCUCAGUGCAGAGAACAACCGAUACAUCGUCAUCGACGGCCUAAGAGAGCUCAAGAGGCUUAAAGUCCUGCGGCUGAAGAGCAAUCUCACAAAAUUGCCUCAGAUGGUGACAGAUGUUGGCGUGCACCUGCAGAAACUCUCCAUCAAUAACGAAGGGACCAAACUGAUGGUUCUGAACAGUCUGAAGAAGAUGGUGAACCUGACGGAGCUUGAGCUGGUGCGCUGCGAUCUAGAGAGGAUCCCUCACUCCAUAUUCAGCCUUCACAAUCUACAGGAGAUUGAUCUGAAGGACAACAACUUGAAGACCAUCGAGGAGAUCAUCAGCUUCCAGCAUCUCCACAGACUGGUGUGUCUGAAACUCUGGUACAACCAGAUCGCCUACAUUCCCAUCCAGAUCGGCACCCUCACCAACCUGGAGCGACUCUACCUGAACCGAAACAAGAUUGAGAUGAUCCCAGCACAGCUGUUCUUCUGCAGGAAGCUCCGUUACCUGGACCUCAGUCACAACAACCUGACCAGCAUCCCUCCAGACAUCGGCUUCCUGCAGAAUCUGCAGUACUUUGCAGUUACUGCAAACAGAAUUGAGACAUUGCCUCCUGAGUUGUUCCAGUGUAAAAAGCUGCGGACGCUAAAUCUUGGAAAUAACUGCCUUACGGCGUUGCCUUCACGUUUCGGGGAGUUGACGGGUCUGACGCAGCUGGAGCUUCGCGGAAACCGGCUGGAGGGGUUACCGGUGGAGCUCUCCGAAUGUCACCUUCUCAAACGCUCCGGGCUGAUCGUUGAGGAAGAUCUAUUCAAUACUCUACCACCGGAGUUCAAAGAUCAGCUCUGGAAAACCGACAAAGAACAAGCCUGAG